AUCUUUGUGCUUCUGUGUUGCAGCCUGCAAUGUCACCAUCCACAACCGCUGUCGAGACACACUGGCCAACUGUGCCAAGAUGAAACAAAGGCAACAGAAGCUAGCCCUGGUGAGGAACAGCUCCGCGUUGCAGAACGUAGCUCUGAGGACCAAAACCCCUAUGAUGAAGGAGCGGCCCAGCUCAGCCAUCUAUCCGUCCGACAGUCUCCGUCAGUCCCUGCUGGGCUCCCGCCGUGUCCGCUCUGGCCUCUCCCUCUCCAAGAGUGUCUCCACACAAAACCUCGCAGGGAAUCUGAAUGACGACUCACCGUUGGGGCUGCGGAGGAUCCUGUCUCAGUCCACAGACUCCCUGAACUUCAGAAACAGAGCCAUGUCCAUGGAGUCCCUCAACGACGAGGGGGAGGUGUACUAUGCUGCCAUGUUGGAGGAGCUGGAGAGGGAGGGGAAGGACUUUGAGGCUGACUCAUGGAGCCGGGCCGUAGACCCCUCCUACCUGCAGACGCACCGCAAAGACGUCAUCAAGAGACAAGACGUCAUCUAUGAGCUGAUCCAGACAGAGUUCCACCACGUGAGGACCCUGCGGAUCAUGGAGGGGGUGUUCCGGCAGGGCAUGCUGGACGAGGUGCUGCUGGAGCCGGGCGUGGCGCACGCUGUCUUCCCCUGUCUGGAGCAGCUGAUGGCGCUACACACGCACUUCCUUUCCCAGCUUAUGACACGACGCACACACAGCCUGGCCCCCGGGACCAGUACCAACUUUACUAUCAACCAACUGGGGGAUAUACUGACUGAACAGUUCUCAGGUCAGUGUGCAGAUGAGAUGAGGAAAGCCUAUGCUGAGUUCUGCAGCCGCCACCCCAAAGCUGUGAAACUGUACAAGGAACUGCUGGCCAGAGACAAGAGGUUUCAGCACUUCAUACGGAGGGUAAGCCGAGGGCCCCUGCUGCGUCGCCAUGGCAUCCAGGAGUGCAUCCUGCUGGUGACUCAACGCAUCACCAAAUACCCUGUCCUCAUCCAGCGCAUCCUGGACAACACCAAGGGCAGUGAAGAGGAGGCCCAGUCCCUAGCCCUGUCCCUGUCUCUGAUCCGGGACUUGUUGAGCUCUGUGGACCAGCAGGUGGCAGAGCUGGAGCGGACCCAGAGGCUCCAGGAGAUAAGGGCCAGAUUGGACCCCCGGGCCCAGGCGGAGGUCAGGGGAGGGGUGUUCAGGGGAGGGGAGCUGCUCCGCAGGACGCUCCUCCACGAGGGAACGCUUCUGUGGAAGACGCAAGGAUCCAGACUCAAAGACGUGCAGGUCCUGCUGAUGACAGACAUCCUGGUGUUCAUGCAGGAGAAAGACCAGAAGUAUUUCUUCCCCUGCAUAGACAAGCCUGCAGUGUUGUCUCUGAAGAACCUGAUCGUGAGGGACAUUGCUAAUCAGGAGCGAGGGAUGUUCCUGAUCAGUGACUCCACCCCCCCAGAGAUGUACGAGCUGCAUGGCGCCUCACGAGAUGACAGGAACAACUGGAUGAGACUCAUACAGCAGACAGUCAGCAGCUGUCCGUCCAGAGAGGACUUCCCCCUGAUAGAGACAGAGGACAAGGCCUUACUGCGCCGACUCAGAGCUGACAUCCAGCAGAAGGACAGAGAGGUGCUGGAGCUCCUCCAGGAGAGAGUGACUCUGUUCUCUGACCUGGCUGAGGUCACCGGUGGGGGUCAGGAGUUCACGCCCCCCACCAACUCUAGGAACAUCUUCCGGGCCGACACCCCCUAUGCACCACAGGCAGAAUACCUACUCACCGACGCCAUCUCAGAGGUUGACAGGCUGAGUGAGUUGCUGCUGGGCUCCAACAUAGAGCUUCCCAAGUCCAACGGUAGCACCAACGGUACCAAUGGUGACCAGAACCACAAAGGGGCGCCAGUGAGCAAUGGAGAUUCGAUCUCCGUCAACGGGACUCAUGAAAUCAAAGGAAGUCCAGCGUCCAAGGACAGAAAUGGUAACCAGCUACAGGACAGACCCCUAAAUGAGGAGGUGUGUCAGAGGCUUGUGAACCUCAGUGCUCAUCUCCACUCUCUACAGGCCGCCGUCAUUCACCAGGACUCUGUUCUCGAGCUCCGCCUUCGUGAGGGCACCGGCCCUGCCUCUUCAGGUUCCUCCACUCCCACCCCCACUCCUCCAAACUCCUUCCCCAGGCUGUGCCGUUCCAUGUCACGUGACACAGGUCUGGAUGCGGGCACGGUGGCAGCCAUGGGGGAGAUGGCCAUGCUCCAGAAGCAGCAUGAUCUGCUGCAGGAGGAGGUGGUGAGGCUGCGCCCCCUGGAGGCCAAGCUGAGGGAGAGCGAGAGGGCCAGGGCUCAGCUGGAGCAGCAGAUCAGGGACAAUAAGGGCAGGAGGGGCAGGAGGGGCAGGAGAGGCAGCAGAGGCAGCAACGAAGACAUCGUGGUGGAUGAUACAGCCUUAGAGCAGGCUCCUGCUAAAAGAAGAGGAAGUGGUGAUGGCGAGCCCAGCCCUGUCGCCCCAUUGGCCUGUCAGGAACCAGUGGACCAAUUGGACGGCGUACAGGAAGGYAGUGAGGAGGAGUCGGAGGAGGAGGAAGAGGAAGAGGCGGAUGUAGUGAAGGUUUCACCACGCUCUGACAGUCCAAGAGAUCUCCAGGAUAUCCCUGAGGAGAGCGAGUGCGGACCGGAAGCGCAGGAAUCCAAAGGCUGAUUCCGAGACUAUUCCGAGUUAACAUUGACCUCAAACUGGAUACGCAAACCAGAAAACAGGACUUGAGAGCUGGACCAACAUAUUCUCAACCUUCAACCAACCAGACCUGAUAGAACUUAUCUUCAGUGAUUCCAUMUAUUUGUCUUUCUUUGGCAUAGAAAGCCUACCCAGGAAUUGUGUAUURUAUCAUGGUAUAAGUUAGUUCGGAGAGGUUAUAUGUUUUUCUAAUGUUAUGUUAAAAGCUUCAUCCUCGGGAUUGAAUCCCUUUUUCCAAUCCCACUCUUCGUUUCUUCUUUCCCUUUUCAAAACAAGGAUGACUAAUAACAGAGAGGGAUUAGGGUGAAGAGGAGGAAAGGGUUCGCAACAACAAUGGAAUUCUAAUGGUGGACUGUUGAUCUAUAGGUGUCUGCUGAUACCAGUAGGAACUAUUCUGUACUGUAACUGCCUGUCAUUGUUGUACAUUUAGUGUCACCUCUCUACAGACCUGGUUUGUCUGUGAUGGUGGAGCUGACUGAUUUGAAACUGAACUUAGACCAGUAAAGGAGGGCGGGACAGGAAAGGAGGGUAUACAUAUACUGUAUAUCAUUGUUAAAAAAAUGUGUGGGUAUUAAUCAACUCUCACCCCCACUCCUUCUUGAACACAAAMACUUGAAAACUCUUGUGCUUUUCAUAAACCAAAUUGUUUCUUUUUUCUAGGAAGACAACAGUAGUGAGCCACCAUGAGGGGUUUUAUACUGAAUAUUUUAUAAAAAUGGGGAGGGGGGGUUACAAUUAACUGUUCUGACUUUUGAAGGAUACACACAGAAGGACCAUACUGAACCAAAAAACAACAUCAUUGAUAUAUUAAUUAGGAUAAAGAAUUGCAUCCUUAGAAUAAGGAUUGACUAAUCUGACUGACUGUACCUGGAAUAUUUUCACCUCUUUUAUAAUCUACAGUUGUAUGUUUCAUACACAAACUACUAAAACGUGGUUUACACUACACUCAAUCGUGAGUUCAGAUUUGCCGGUGGAAUUGACUUUGAUYGUYUYUAAUGUAUUUCACCCUUAUGGUUUUUAGGAUGAUAAACUGUUGCUACCAGCCAACUCCACCAGCAACACUGACACCAACCAAAACCUCCUUUAACAAAAAGUCAACAUUUUUCUGACUGUCUUUGAGCUCACCCCUUAACCAURAAGCGACUGUAUUAUGUAGGAAUGUAAAUUAUUUGACUGGAUUCAAAGGGUGUUUCCUUGUUUGAACUACAUAAAAAAACAGUUUUUUCCUUUAUAUGUUACAUAUAUUCUAUAAGAAGUAUUUGUCUGUAUAAAUAUUUGAUCUGUUCUGAAAAAAGAAAAUUACUUUUUAACGUUAAUGUUGUAAUUUUGUCUUUUUAUUAUUUUUAUUUGACUUACCAUUAUUUUAAUUUUGUGUGCUGUUUAUAAAUCUUACAGAAAUCUA
This is a messenger RNA of Salvelinus sp. IW2-2015, 4124 nucleotides long. NCBI's taxonomy places the organism in Eukaryota, Metazoa, Chordata, Actinopteri, Salmoniformes, Salmonidae. The record is from RefSeq and is a predicted model, not a curated record.